Messenger RNA from Folsomia candida, 2666 nucleotides. It is a transcript of the gene Sas-4, whose product is annotated as centromere protein J. The transcript is spliced from 4 exons. Gene Ontology annotation, molecular function: tubulin binding. NCBI's taxonomy places the organism in Eukaryota, Metazoa, Arthropoda, Collembola, Entomobryomorpha, Isotomidae. Gene Ontology annotation, biological process: cilium assembly; centriole elongation. Gene Ontology annotation, cellular component: nucleus; centrosome; centriole. The record is from RefSeq and is a predicted model, not a curated record. The coding region runs from base 388 to 2481 and encodes 697 amino acids.
UACUUACCAUCUCUCAAUUUUAAUUUCACCAAAUUGUUCUCAUGAAUAAAUUGUACCCCACUUUUUCCACGACACAGAUCAAAAUUUCCAAUUUUAGUCUUCUUUUUUCAGGAAAUUUUCAAGAACUUUUUAAUUUUUCACUUCAACCGGUCAUGUUCAUGUGAAUGCGAAUCUCCAUUUCGUGAAAAAAGUCUCCUCUCGCCCUGAACGUGCAGAGGCAAAAAGUUGACCGGGCUGCGUUUUUUUCACCCACUUGCUGCUGCUGCCGGAGACUAAUUAACCGACAAUAAUUUUAAUUUUUUAAUUUUCUAUUUUUAAGUAAUUAAGUAAUUGACUAAUUAACUAACUAACUAUUUUGUGCGUGGGUGUGGUGGUCGCUUUACGAAAAUGAUGAAUAACACCUCCCUCACCGCGAUUCGAGAGGAGAGCAGCGGCCUCAGCAGUAAUGACGAGUAUGAAGAUGUUACGGACGACGAAAGUGAAGGUGACGAUGGGAGGAUUGAACUACAGUCGAAAUUGCAAUUAACGGGAAAUCAGGCGAGGAUGGAGGGACUUAAGGAGCUUCGCGAGUUGUACCAACGAGUCUCCACCCGUCUCACGACGAAGGACGAUACUCGCUUAAAAAAGGCAGAGACCAAGAUUGCAAGUUUCUUGGAUGAGGAUGACGUCAAGGAGAAGAAGGAAUUACAAGUUUUCGAAAAACUAGAACAACUCACGGGCAGGCCGAGUUUCGGGUCGAGCUUAUCUCUCGUAGAACAAUUUAAGUCGAUGGGACUGAUGGAGGUGGACGGUAUGUCGAAAUCCGAAGAUGGGAUUUUGCAACAAGAUGAAGUCGAGUUACGGGCGACCACGACUGAAUCGUCGUCGUCUUCGGAUGACGAAGUUUCAGACGAGGAGGAAGAAGAGGGCAAAAGAUCGAUCACUCGACGACGAUCUUUUGCAAAUUUAAGUAAAGAAGAUCUAUUAGAUGACACAAUUGAUGGCGACCUUUCAACCUUUUCCGAUGAUGUCCGUGCCUUUGAAAAGUAUCGGACCGAAGAAGAAAUUAAAUUAGCCCGGAAGCGAGCUCAAAUUCAAGAAGAGAAGAAGAAAAUUGAUAAAUUAAGGAAAGAACUGGAAAUGGGUGGAUCAUCCCAGAGCAAAAAUGAACCCGUGGACGAAAUUGACGGCGGGAAUUCAACCUCUUCCGAUGCUGUCCGUGCCUUUGAAAAGUAUCGAUCUGAAGAGGAAGCCAAACUGAGCAGACAGCGAGCUCAGAUCCAAGAAGAUAAGCGAAAAAUUGACAAAUUAAAAAAAGACAUGGAAAUCGUCCGAACCACGAAUGCUCAAUAUGCCUCACAUAUCAGUCAACUUGAAGAUAAGCUUAAAACUACGCAUUUGGAAUGCUCGAAAAAACUUUCCAGUAAGAAUCUCGCCCUAACAAAGAUGAGGAAACAGAAUGAAGAACAUUUAAAGGAGAAUGCAGAAUUGAAAGAAAAGUUGGCAAAGUUUACAAAUAGUACAAAAAAAGCAACGUCGCUGAACCCACUCCGCCCCACAGCUCAACCGCAGGCAACAGGUCAACGAUCAAUUUUAAAGAAAACGAUUCAUUUCGAAAAUGAGGAGCCGAACAAUGAAAACAAUAACAAUAAGCAGGAACGAAAUUCGUCUCCCUUUUUUGGACUUAAAACUACUCCAAAUGCAGUACCUUCCUUGAAACAGCGAUCUCCAUCCAUCCGAAAAUCUGUGAAAGAGUAUGACCAAGAAUAUGAUGGCUACUGCGACACCAAAGAGAAUCAAGAUCCUGCUGAUGAUGGACCCAUGUAUAAUGAUAACAACAACAAUGCCAAAACAGCUCCUGCCAUUAAUAUGAAAACUAUGCAAAGUAUGCUUAACAAUUGCAAGCUUGAUGACACGGUUGAAACCGCGUUUCCAAACGGCACCCGAAAAUAUGUAUCAAAAACUAAGCAAUAUACCAAAACUUUGUACAAAAAUGGAGACAUUAAGGAGAAACGGUCUGAUGGAUCGGUGCACUAUUUCUUCUCCACAUAUGGACUGCGACAUUACGUUUAUCCUAAUGGAUUAGAGAUGACGACGUAUAAGAAUGGGCAAGUCCAACGAAAGAAUCCGGACGGAACAUCAGAAAUUCUGUAUCAAAAUGGCUGCGUAAAGUUAAUCCGAUCCGAUGGAUCCGAAGAGUUCAUCUUUCCAGAUAACACUGUAUACCAAACGGACGAGGCUGGAAAUACCAUCAUUCUCUUACCCAAUGGUCAGAAAGAGAUACAGAACGAAUCCUGGAAAAAACGUGUACUUCCCGAUGGAACAACUAGAACUGUGUAUGCGGAUGGCUCAAUCGAAACGACAUAUGCAAGUGGAAGAGUUCGUGUAAAAAAUGCAGAUGGAAAGUUAAUUAUGGAUGAACAAAAACAAAAACCAGCUAUACUUGGAGAUAGUAAAAAUACUAAUUGGGAUGAAAACACCCCUGUUCCUGCUACUAUGUAAAAUUUAUACUCCUCGGAAUAACUCGAGACUAUCAUAUCAUAAAAUCCAGAAUUAUUCAGUUGACAAAAUAUUAUGACUUGUGUGUGGGCACGUGUUUUUUUUACUCAGGUUUUAUAGAAAGGGAAUCAUUAUCAUAUUAUUCUUGUGUUCAUUUUAUCCAUUAUUUUAUUAUUAUAAAAAAACCA